GCACUGAUAGGUGACACUGAUGAUGGGUACUGAUAGACGGCACGGCACUGACUGGCACCACUGCUGGGCACUGACUGGUGGCACUGACUGGCACAACCCCUGGGCACUGACUGGUGGCACUGACUGGCAGCACUGCUGGGCUGCACUGGUGGGUGGCACUGGUGGGCAGCACUGGUGGGUGGGCACAGGUGGGUGGCACUGGUGGGAACAGGUGGGUGGCACUGCUGGGCACAGGUAGGGUGGCACAGGUGGGUGCACUGCUGGGCACAGGUGGGUGCACUGCUGGGCACAGGUGGGUGAUCUGCUGGGCACAGGUGGGCG
Messenger RNA from Staurois parvus, 321 nucleotides. The record is from the annotation of a GenBank genome assembly. Lineage: Eukaryota; Metazoa; Chordata; Amphibia; Anura; Ranidae.